CUUCGACAUUGACACGGUCCUUCUUCACCCACCUAUUGUUGCUUUCAUUCACCACCAUGAGUUCUCAGAGCACAGGCGACAUUCUUUCUGACCUAGUGAAAAGGAUGAAUGCCAUCUCGUCACUCGAUAAUGUGCCUAAACACAAAAUCAUCGUGGGAAUUGAUUAUGGCACGACCUUUUCAGGUGUCAGUUACGUAACCACGGACAAAAGCAGCAAGAGUAGCGUAGAUGAUAUCAAGAUUAUCUCGACUUGGCCCGGAGACCCCUAUGGAUCGUGGAAAACACCAACGAGGAUCGCGUACAGCAAAGAGAAUCCAAAGAUCGGUACCAACAAAUGGGGCUUCGAGGUCUACCCCAAGCUUAAAUCUUACUCGUGGACUAAACUCCUGCUUGACAAGAAUGCAGCCGUAGGCGAACAUGACGACCCAUCCCUUUCCGGUAUUGUAGGCCCUGGGAUGUUCCAAUUACCUUCUUUUCGCGAUGCCCCGGGGGUUUGUGAGGACUUCUUGCACGAAGUGUACCUAUAUGUAUCCAAAAUUCUUCGCCAACAGUUGACCGAUUCGACUUUUGAAAAAACACCAAUGGAGUGCUGGAUCACACUGCCAGCUAUUUGGUCCGAUGAAGCAAAAGCUGCCACUCUCACAGCUGCCAGAAAUGCUGGCUUCGGUUGCGAACCAAUAGACGAGGUUUUCACCAUCGCCGAACCAGAAGCCGCAGCUAUUGCAACUUUGAAAAAGUAUGCCGAGCCAAAUGCUUUGAAUCCCAUCAAGGAAAAUGAAAAUAUCCUCAUAUGCGAUUGUGGCGGUGGGACUGUUGACAUUACUACGUACACAAUCACGCAGGUACGACCGUACUUAACUUUUGAUGAGCUUUGCGUCGGUGUGGGUGGUAAAUGUGGCUCAACAUAUAUUGACCGCAAUCUGCAUGCACUACUCUCCAAAAGAUUCGGAUUGGCAUUCGAUAAUCUUCCCUUCGGGGUAAAGGGCCCUGGUGGAAAGUUAAUGAGUUGUUUUGAGGGGUUGAAACGAGACUUUGGGGUUAUCGAUAACGGCGAUGAUCGAGAGUUAGGCCCUAUCAAUCUCGAUGUUCCAGAAUCUAAGUUCUAUGAUCCGGAGGAUAGAAUUGUGAAACUCUCAUACGAGGACAUGCAAAGUCUUUUCGACCCAGUCAUUGCCGAGAUUACAAGCUUAGUGGGCCAGCAGGUGGAAGAAGCAAGAAAAGUACGAAAUGCCACAAUCGAUCGAAUUAUUCUUAUCGGGGGAUUUGGUGCAUCAUCGUACCUGAAUAAGGCUCUGGCAGAUUGGUGCGGGGAAAAUGGUUAUAUUACUCUACUUUGCCCCUUGCAUCCUCAAGCUGCUGUUGUGCAAGGUGCUGCUCUACGUGGUCUUGAAGGAAUAUCACCUCGUGUGAAGCACGCCCGACGUCACUACGGAUUUGCUAUUUCGCUGAGUUUCCGUGAGGGGAUAGACUCAGAAGAUGACGCCUUUUUUUCUAAGUUCGACGAAAACAGGAAGCUAUGUCGCGACAGAAUGUGGUGGCUAAUUUCUAAAGGAGAUGAAAUUACUAAAGAAACAAGCAUAACAGCAGAUGUUUACGAAAUCUACUCACCAGGAUCGAGAUUUGUGAGCCGAUAUCAACUAUAUUCUUGUGCACUCACAGAAGCACCGGAUUACUCAACUGAUUCUAGGGUGGAUCGUGUUGGCAGCAUCGAGUCAACUUUCGAUGCAGAUUUUGAUUUUGGCACGAGUACUCAGUGUAGGUACAAUAACAAAACCAAAAAAAUUGUACAUCAAUUUUCUUAUGAUGUACAAGUAAGAUUUGGGGAUAAGGGUGAUAAUCUGACAUUCAAGAGUAUUGUAAAUGGUCAGGAGGCAGGCUCAGCAAACAUCAAGUUCGAUCGAUGAUAGCGCGGAACAUAUCGUCUGGUGCAGAACUUGUUCCACCUGCUUGACGUACUAUUCGAAGAUAGAGGAAAAUGUAAAGAGAUAAAAAUAUAUUCCAGAUCACGUAUAUUCGUGGAUUGCGUUAGUGGC
Hyaloscypha bicolor E is the source of this 2033-nucleotide messenger RNA. Its product is annotated as Hsp70 family protein-like protein. The record is from RefSeq and is a predicted model, not a curated record. Lineage: Eukaryota; Fungi; Ascomycota; Leotiomycetes; Helotiales; Hyaloscyphaceae. Gene Ontology annotation, molecular function: ATP binding; ATP-dependent protein folding chaperone. The coding region runs from base 57 to 1904 and encodes 615 amino acids. The transcript is spliced from 9 exons.